AUGACAGCGAUGAGCCGAAACACGCGUGAUCAGGUGAACAGCCUGCAGCACUUUCAGCAGCACUCACGACUUUAUUUCAUUGGGCAGUGGAGGACGAAGAUGGAGGAUGUGUUUCGUGAGUGGUUCAUCGCGCACCCAGAGUGGAACCAUGGUACACUGGAGCAGCAGCGCACCUUUGUCCAUGUCGACAUGGACGCCUUCUUCUGCUCCGUGCAACUGGCGAAGCCCGAGUACGCCCAUCUGAAGACAAAGCCGGUGGGUAUUGCAGCGGGCAAGUACAAUAGUGACAUCUCCUCCUGCAACUACGUGGCGCGCUCGUACGGCAUUCACGCCGGGAUGUACGUGAACUCCGCGAAAGAGCGGUGUCCAGAGCUGGUGACCCUCGGCUACGACCUCGAGGCAUGCGAGCGCGUCGCCAAGACUCUCUACCAAAUCAUCUUUGAUUUGUUCCCGACAAGCGUGAAAAUGUCAAUGGAGGUGUACAGCAUCGAUGAAGUGAUGCUGGCCACUGACACUACCGACUACGCUUUGCUGCAGUCCUUCUGCGAAACCGUUCGCAGGGAGCUGUUCAGCGCAACAGGGUGCACCGCUUCAUGCGGGAUCGGACCCAACAUUAUGCUGGCGCGCGUCGCCACAGACCGUGGCAAGCCGAAUGGGAUCUGCGUUGUCCACGCCAAGGACGUGGUACAGACUAUGACCUCGCUUCCGCUGGAGCACAUCCACGGUGCGGGCGAGAGCACGAUGGAGAAAAUCUGCCGCGCGUUGCGUGAGCAGGGCAUCAUAGACGAGAGGACCGACGCGGACGGCGUCACGUGCGGAUCUGUGCAAAAACUGAAGCGUGAGGCUUUGCAGAGGAUCCUUGGCAAGAGGCAGGGUGAGACAUUUUACCAUCUCGUCCGGGGCGAGGACGGCCGCGUCGUCACGCGCACGGGCGAUCCGGAGAACCAGCGGCACCUCGGUAAGCGGAUCCCCAACGCUGUUGGUUGUUCCAUGAACUACGCGGUGCGUCCUGAGGGGGUCGACGGGGUAUGGAAGAUUGUGCGUCAACUGCUGGACGAUGUGUGUACCAAGCUGCGGCGCACCGAUACAGUUGCCCAGGGGCUUCGUGUCACCCUUCUGGAACGGCAUCCGCUGCAUCCGAAGGAGACGCAAAAGUACAUGGGCCGCGGCAAGUGCGUGGAGGUGCAUCUGCCAAUCAAGCUUCCGCACGCGAUGGCGGCUGACGACGUAGAGGCGAUGGAGCUGGAGAUCCGGAAGGUGGUCUCCCCGUUGCUGGUUGCAUCGCGGGCUAUGUCCGAUGCCGAGCGGGCAGCGCAGCUGGGCCUCUCGUCAAGCAAAGUGGACCUUGUGGUUUGGACCGUCACUACCGCGUCUCUGCGUGAUAUCGUCAUCGAGGAUUUGCGCGGCAUGACGGUACAGGCGACGGGUCUUCGGCAGAAGCAGCAGGCGCCUUUCACACGUCAGCGCCACAGUGGGCAGCAGAUGACCCUCGCAACGGGCUUCUUCAACGCGAAGCGACCGCGUACGCCGGAUGUAGUGACAGUUGUAGAGCCCACACCCGCGCAGCCUCCAUGUGGCACUGUGUGUCGGCCGCCUGCUGACAGUAGUCUAGACGCCGCGACACUCUACCUGUUGUACGCACAGCCGUGGUCACAUCGUGAUGACGCUACCGCGGCGCAGUGGCGUCGUGGCUGCGAGAGUGCCUGCCGUCAGCUCGACUACCCUGUUGUAAAGGCGUAUCUUCGUUGUGCCCUGGCGAAGCUAUCCGAGUGGCCCAAGCUGCAGGAGGCCGCAGAGACAUUCCAGGAGCUGGUGUCCUUCGCGAACACCCGUCUUCCGGCGCCCCUGGACUUCUUGUGA
This is a messenger RNA of Leishmania mexicana MHOM/GT/2001/U1103, 1860 nucleotides long. RefSeq names its product putative DNA damage repair protein. Gene Ontology annotation, biological process: error-prone translesion synthesis; error-free translesion synthesis. Gene Ontology annotation, cellular component: nucleus. The transcript has a single exon. The coding region runs from base 1 to 1860 and encodes 619 amino acids. Gene Ontology annotation, molecular function: damaged DNA binding; deoxycytidyl transferase activity; DNA-directed DNA polymerase activity. NCBI's taxonomy places the organism in Eukaryota, Euglenozoa, Kinetoplastea, Trypanosomatida, Trypanosomatidae. The record is from RefSeq and is a predicted model, not a curated record.